UCAUUAUCGUCUCUCUGCAAUGUCCAUGUUAUUUGGAAGUUUGAAAGAGUGGACGAAUACAGCAAUACCAUUCAAGCAAAUCGCUCUUGGAACUUGAAGGAACACCAAUGAGAUUCUUCAGAUCAGCUCGCUGAUAGAGAUUCAAAAAAUAAAACAGCACCGCUGUUCAAUAUACGAGUGACGAUAAAUAUCACCGCUUCCAAGUAAAUCAGAAAUCACGACAACACCCGGAAAGAGAAGAUGGCAACUCAGAGCAACAACACCCCAGCCGCCACCGGCACGCCGCACACAAUCCCCCCCACAGCAAUCCUCACAACCGAGAAGUUCUAUCUGCGGCGCUAUGAGGCCGCAGAUGCAGAGGCUAUGUCGGCAGCCGCCAACGACCCAGAGCUAGCCAAGUACCUGCGGUCCCGGUUCCCGUCGCCGUACACGCUGGCCGACGCCGAGUCUUUCAUUGCGCACUGCAACUCGCUCGCUCCGCCCGCGCUGACCUUCGGCAUUUUCACCGUCGAGGCGGGCGAAGUCGCCGGCACCGUGUCGCUCGAGCCGCCCAAGGGCGAUCCCAUCUACGGUGGCACGCGGGAGCUUGGGUACUGGGUGGCGCGGAAGUUCUGGGGUCAAGGGAUCAUGACCGAAGCUGUCAAGGCUCUUACACGAUGGGCUUUUGCCAACGUCCCCGAACUCUUGCGCAUCGAGGCUACUGUUUUCGAAGGCAACAAGGCAAGUGAGCGUGUGCUCGUAAAAGCUAGCUUCGUUAAGGAGGGGACCCGGAGGAUGGCUAUUGUCAAGGAAGGCAAGGCGAUGAACGAAGAGAUGUUCGGGCUUAUUCGUGCUGAUGUACAAGUUUGAAUUUAUCAUCCGCUCUCCAAGAGGUUAGAGGCAGAUGUGUGGUUAAUUUGCGAAGUAGCGUACUAUUCGUUUCACAUAGCCAUAUAAUUCGAGAAGGCAAUCUACAUUAAAGGGGCACAUAUGUCUAAAUGUUGCAUGACUCUGAGCAAGAAUGAGUAUAGGAGAUUUCAAAUUAUAGAAUAAUGAAAACCAUUAGAUAUUGCCCACAAAGGGUAUGAUUAUUUAACAGCAUUCUAAUCUAGGUUGUUUGUAGCAUAUAGAGAAGCAGAUACAUCUAUAACGCUUUGACCAUAUUCAUUCUACUGAGCUCUCCUGCCAAACUUCUUCGUCCACCGAGCGUCGAUACGAGACAGGUAAACAGCCCUCUGGCUUUCCCUCGUGUCGAGAUCGGCCGCUUCCAGAUCGCCACAAUCCGGGCGUUUCACUACGUUCGCAGUUAGCAAAAGGAGAGAUGAUGCAAAAAUUACAAGGAAAGCUAAUAAUUAUGAUCAGGG
Xylaria bambusicola is the source of this 1343-nucleotide messenger RNA. RefSeq names its product acetyltransferase. The record is from RefSeq and is a predicted model, not a curated record. The transcript is spliced from 2 exons. Lineage: Eukaryota; Fungi; Ascomycota; Sordariomycetes; Xylariales; Xylariaceae. Bases 241 to 849 code for a protein of 202 amino acids. Gene Ontology annotation, molecular function: acyltransferase activity, transferring groups other than amino-acyl groups.